This is a messenger RNA of Arabidopsis thaliana (thale cress), 1507 nucleotides long. RefSeq names its product NAD(P)-binding Rossmann-fold superfamily protein (gene SULA). The record is from RefSeq and is marked reviewed. NCBI's taxonomy places the organism in Eukaryota, Viridiplantae, Streptophyta, Magnoliopsida, Brassicales, Brassicaceae. Gene Ontology annotation, cellular component: chloroplast inner membrane; chloroplast. The transcript is spliced from 12 exons. Bases 53 to 1141 code for a protein of 362 amino acids.
AACAAAGCCCAAUAAGGGCCUUUAAGUUGUCUCCGUGCAAAAUACGACGUAUAUGUGUCUCCACCACUCACUGUUAACGAUCAGUUUCAGCGAAACGAUGGAGCUUCUCUGCUCACCAACGUCUCUUUCCUCCUCCUUCGCUCUCUCUUCUGCUCUUUUAGUCCCUCGUUCGUUCUCCAUGCCAGGGACAAGGAGAUUCAUGGUUCUGUGUAGUUCCCAGAAGGAAAGUCAGAUGACAGUGUCAGUAACUGGAGCAACUGGAUUCAUAGGGAGACGAUUGGUUCAGAGACUUCGUGCUGAUAACCACGCUAUCCGGGUCUUAACACGCUCUAAAUCCAAAGCUGAGCAAAUAUUUCCUGCCAAGGACUUCCCAGGUAUUGUGAUUGCAGAAGAAUCGGAGUGGAAGAACUGUGUACAAGGCUCUACUGCUGUUGUGAACUUGGCAGGACUGCCUAUUAGUACAAGGUGGUCUCCCGAGAUCAAGAAAGAGAUUAAGGGCAGCCGGAUCCGUGUCACCUCCAAAGUUGUUGACUUAAUCAAUAAUUCACCAGCAGAAGCUAGGCCUACCGUUCUAGUUAGCGCCACGGCUGUUGGUUACUAUGGUACUAGUGAGACAGGAGUAUUCGACGAAAAUAGUCCAUCAGGGAAGGACUAUCUUGCAGAGGUUUGCAGAGAAUGGGAAGGAACUGCAUUGAAAGCAAAUAAGGAUGUUAGAGUGGCACUUAUCCGCAUUGGUGUUGUUCUUGGCAAAGACGGUGGAGCUUUGGCCAUGAUGAUACCCUUUUUCCAAAUGUUUGCUGGAGGACCUCUGGGUUCCGGACAACAAUGGUUCUCUUGGAUUCACGUGGAUGACUUGGUGAACUUAAUUUACGAGGCCCUCACUAAUCCAUCUUAUAAAGGAGUUAUUAAUGGGACUGCGCCGAAUCCGGUUAGGCUUGGGGAAAUGUGCCAGCAGCUAGGCAGUGUUCUUAGCCGACCAUCGUGGCUACCAGUUCCUGACUUUGCACUCAAAGCUUUGCUCGGAGAAGGUGCCACUGUAGUUCUGGAGGGACAGAAGGUAUUACCUGUAAGAGCCAAAGAGCUUGGUUUUGAAUUCAAGUAUAAAUACGUGAAGGAUGCACUCAGAGCCAUUAUGCAAUAAGGUGACACACAUAAGCAUCUUUGUAAAAUUGGUUUUGAUCACAGAAAAUCCCCAGAAAAACAAGAUAUUCUUUUCUUUUCGUCUCUAUAUCUUUCUUUUUGAGUAAAACUCGAGAAAUGUAUUUAUGGUAAAAAGUGUUUUCGGUGUUAUCUCAGAAACCAGAGAUCACAGAUGUGUUGAGGAUAUUAUAACUCAGACAUAGCAUCUUUCUCAUCUAUGUUCUUUGGUCAUUGGUUCAUUGGUAAAGAGCUACAGAGCAUGGCUUGCUAUUCAUGAACACAUUAUGUUAGUGAGGUGCUCAGAAUCUUAUAUCCUACAGUAAGAAUAUAAAAGAGCAGAGAAUUGUAGAAAGUUGCAUUGAAUCUG